Misgurnus anguillicaudatus (oriental weatherfish) is the source of this 2940-nucleotide messenger RNA. The record is from RefSeq and is a predicted model, not a curated record. Lineage: Eukaryota; Metazoa; Chordata; Actinopteri; Cypriniformes; Cobitidae.
GUUUAGGUCGGAUGAAACAAAGCUGGUCAGGCGAGAUUUCACGAGAUUUUGGCCGUAGCUGUAUCUCUUCUAGCCACAACAGUGACUUCUCGAGAAGGUUUUAUGCGACUACUCAUUUUGGCUCUCCAGUCCAGAACCCCUUUCAAAUUAGCAGAGAAACACUGAGCAGGUAAAAAUAUGUCUGAAGCUCCACUUCCUAAGAAAAUGAAGCAGACUGACAUAAGAACUUCAUUAAGUUGUCAAAGAAUGAAUAAAGUGCCAAAAGAAGAAGUUGAAGAGAGACCCGCAAAAGAUCAGCGGCAGAAAGCAGAAGAGAAAACUUUCAAGUUUCGAUUAAACUCUGAAACAUAUUCAGUGGCUUGUGAUGCAUCCAUGACUGUACUAGACGCUCUGAAUACAAGUCAGAUCUUCAAGAAGGAAAAAGAAAAAUUUACAAACAGAGACAAAGCUGUACUUAUUCAAAUAUCAAGAGAAAUGCCAAGAGCCGCUGUGAAGACAGAUUUCCCCUGCUGUCUUAUUGAUGAUGAUGAGAUUAUAGAUGUAACCUUCAUUAAAAAUGAUGAAGAUGCUUCUAAUCAACGAAAUAUUACUGAAAAAGGGCAACAUUCAUCACGCAGUAACCCUAAGAUGUUUGUCACUUUCUGUGUUGCAAAAAAAGGAGGAGAGAAAGUGAAUGUCUUACUUAAGAGCGAAGCUUUAAGAGGCAGAGUUGAGUAUGUUUGUGUUUAUGCACACAAAGAAGAGACAUUGAAAAGAGCUCUUAAGCGUGAUGGAAGAUUCAAGAAAAUCAUAUUCAAAAAACACUGUGCACUAUCUGAGAUUGGUACAGAGAGCAAGCAUGAAAUGUCACACCCUGUUAAACACCUUAACCAAAAGGUGUUCAAAGUAGUUGUUAUCAGUAAUGCCAUACUGCCAGAAAGUCUAGAAGAGUGGACUUCUCAAGUGGACCCUGAACCUGAUAUAGUGUCAGAUGCUGAGGUGGCAGAUGGUGUUGACAUCAACCAGAACCCUGUUAACAAUAAGCACAAAACAAAACAAGAUAAAAACCAAGGAAAGUCUACAGGUUCUUCAGAUAAACGGCCUGCACCUAAAGUCAUUCCAAACACUGAAGAGAUUUCGAAAAUUCUGCGUGAUCAGUUUAAAGGUUUACAAGAAAAGCUAAAGGAGCGAGAAAACCUCAAGAAUAAAUCUCAGGUGCAGAACUUCUACAGAGAAGAAUUUGAUAAAAGUGUUGAGGAUUUCUUAGAGGUAAAGAAAGUAAAGAGGCUUACAAAUCUCUCAAACUCUGUAUGUCAGAUUCGAUCCGAUGGGUCUGCCAGAGGAACUGGAUUCUUGCUCUUCAACAGAUUCGUCCUCACUAAUGCACAUGUGAUUGGGUUCCCUAAAAUGUUCGACCCUGCAGAAUUCACAGCUGUAUUUGGUUAUGAAGAUCUGGAUCAGAAUGGAACCAAGCAUGUACAGAUCAAACACCUCAAAUUUUCCUUUCAUGGCAAAGACGACAAGGGUAACCAUCUUGACUAUGCUCUUCUUGAACUGAAUUCGGCUGAUGAAAUUUCAGGGUGUCCUGAAUUGUUGCAUAAUUACAGAAACAACUCGCCUAAUAACAAAAGUCAGAUCUGCAUUGUAGGUCAUCCAAAUGGUGGGGUGAAGAAAAUGGAUCCGUGUUUCGUCAUUGGGAGAGAAAAUCGACAAGAGGCUGAACACAAACAUGUAUCUGAAAAUGUUGAAUUCUAUCAUGUUAUAUCACAACAAUCUUUGAAGGAAAAAUGGCAGUUUCAUGAGAACCAAAUAGCUUAUGACUCUUGUUUCUUUCAUGGAUCUUCCGGCUCUCCGGUUUUUGAUGCGGACUGCAAACUGAUCGCUAUUCACACCGGUGGCUAUGUGUACCCAGGAGAAGGAAAAAAAACUAGGAGUGUUAUGGAAUACGCUUAUGCCAUGCAGCCAAUCUUAGAUGACAUCAAAGCAAAAGCACGACUGCAAGGUAAUAAAGAGAUCUUAGAUAUCUUAGAAGGUAACAGCAAUGGAAGCGAUGAGUCCAGCAAUGAAGAGCAACCAAAUCAAACGGACACUCCGAUGGAAAUUUAAUAGAACCAGAUUCCUUAUCACACUUGUUUCUUCAAUGGAUUCUUCUGGUUUGCAGUUUUGGAUGAAUACUGCUAUCCAAAUGAUACCCACACAGAUGGUUUUACUCACAAAAAGAUGAGAGAUUGCUAGGAAACAUAUAGGAUGGUAGAAUACGCUUAUUCUCUGAAGCCAAUCCUGGGAAACAUCAAAAUACAGAUGAAGAACAAGGAGGAGAGCAAAAGACAAGAUUUGUUAGUCCCUUUGUGUGUCCAGGGUUAUGCACCAGACAAACCUGAAUAAAGAAGGGCUUUUAUUGCUGAAUUUAAAGUUGAACCGUGAUAUUUUAUAAUAAUAUAUAUUGGGUAAUACACAAAUAACAUUGUGAUCAUGUUUAAUUGUCAGAUUCAGUUAUAUCAUUGUUUUCUAGUAUUUCUGUUUCACUGUCCAUUGUACCUGAGUGUGUUGUCCUUCAUUUCGUUUAGUUCAGUUUUGCUUGCAGCCCUUGUUUUAGUUUGCCAUGUUUUUUUUAUUUAAUAAGUUCUUGGAUUAGCCAACUUAUUAAAGUAUAUGUGAAGUGUUUAUUUUGUUUGUGCUUGAUGGAUCCAUACACAACAUCACAGAUGAAUACAUGAAUUACAUGCAAUGUUUAUUACAAAUUACAUGAGUGUGUCUUUUGCAGGAAGUAUAUUUUGGUGUUGGUGUACAAUAAAUUAUAUGUCAUUUUAAUGAUGUUUUAGCUUUUAAGUUUUCUGGCUCUGUAGAAUUUUGUGAACAUCCUGCAAGAGAGAGAAAUGUCAUCAGACUUUGCUAAUGAUUAAUCAUUGAUGAAUUUAAAGCUCAAAAAAACUUAUUUGUAUAUCAAUCUAAACCACAUUA